Molecule: messenger RNA, 1175 nt
Organism: Rubroshorea leprosula
Lineage: Eukaryota; Viridiplantae; Streptophyta; Magnoliopsida; Malvales; Dipterocarpaceae
Source: the annotation of a GenBank genome assembly
AAAAUCACACAAGAUUUGGAGAAGGGAUAACAAAUUCCAAAUCUGAAAAAAUGGGGCAAACUGAGGUAGUAAAGGUGAAGAAAACCGAAGGGACAUGUGACGGAUUGAUGAUGCCACCAGAAAUAAGGCCAAUUUGCGCAGAACAACAAAAGGUGGUUCUCUUCGCCUCUCCCUUAGGAUGAAAAAAUCCUGAUGGGAGCCGCAGUUUACGCUCCCAGAUGCUGCGACUUUUCUCUCUUUGGUUGCUCUAUCCCCUAUGAAUACCUUCCCAUCGGUCUCCUUUCUACUUUUGAUGUUUAGAAAACUGUGAUAAAAAAAACCCCAAAAAGCUUCAAAUCCACUUCAACCGCUUUUGCUACCAAACCCUCUAGCAAAAUCUUCGCCGUGCACCUUUUAUCGAAGCCAGUUGCUAUUGUUCUCUUGCUCUAGAAUUCCCACAUCGCAUCUGUUUGGAUCUAGAGGAGAUUGAUCACAAGGGCACACCGAGGACCCUAUGUUUUCAUCAAUUUGAUUUUAAUUGGAGUUCUUGAGUUGGAGGAUGGGUUUCUAAGUCAUGUGAUUGCUUUGCAGGUAACUUCUCUCCCAGAUGAAAUUGCUUUUACUCAAUUCGAAAGCUCCUUCUUAGCAUUGGAUAUUCAAUUCAGGGUCCAAAGUUGUGAAAUCUUAAUUGUAGGUUUAAAGAUUCAAUCAGUCUUUUUUUGGAGUUAUUUAGUUGAUUUUAGGUUAGCUAUACUGUUAUGCAUUUGUGCUCCGAUGUGUUGGGGAAUUGAGAGUGUUUGUGUUCUUCUUUGUUGUGUUAUGGUUUUGAUUGGGAGGCUGGAUUUGUGCUAUAUUUUUCCUAAAUUCGGUAUCAUCAGAAUCUGUUUUGGGGAUUAAAUUGGUUCAUCAAUUUGGAGAUGGUUCUGAGCAUAAUUGGAUUUUUAGGAAGAUUGAUGGCGUUCCCACCUCUGCUUGUAGAAUAGCUUAGAGAAUGGCUUUUACCAAGAUGUUGGGUGUUUAACUAAGGGUUUUGGUGCUUUGGGAAUUAUGAAGAGUGAUGUUGGCUUUACUUAUGUUUCCUAUUUAUGUUAUGUCACUAGUUUUAUUUCUAUUGUUGCUUUGUUAAGAGAAGGGGAUGAUAUAAGGAGAGGUACUGAUGUAAUUAAGGGGUGGGUAGUACGGAGUAGGUCAUUGAA